CGGGAGACCAGAAGGGGGAAGGCGGGCCGCCACUUUAACCUCUCCUGCGCAGUGACUUAAAGCGGCUCUAGAAAAUUAUACCGAUAAGCUUCUACUUAUCAAGAAAAAAAAUUCCAGUUCAUCAUCACACAAGACUUUGAAUUAAGGCUCAACACUCGACAAAGAUGAUAGAUACGGCUCCUGCGAAGCGGGAAAAACUUCCUAUCACCGUCACAAAGGAAACCCCAUACACGUUCGAUCUCGGCCACCUUCUGGUGCAAGACCCCAACCCGCUCGUGAUAUCAAAUACAGAAAACACCAAUAAUGCAUUGAAAGCCGUAGCACGGGAUGGCGCUCAAGUCCUCAUCAACCAACUUCUUACAAUAUGCCCAAUUACAUCGGACGUUAAAGAAGGAGUUCUCCUCUCUCUACCCCCUCCUCAGACUUUACUCCCACGAUUCAAGCCUCUACCGAAACCAAAGGAGCCUACGAAAUGGGAGCUAUUCGCGAAGAAGAAAGGAAUUGGCAAAUUUAGUAGCAAACCUGGUGCUGCAUUAGCUGAAAAGGAGAGACGCAAGAAGCUCGUUUACGACGAGGCUAGUGGAGAAUGGGUUCCGAAAUGGGGGUACAAGGGCGCGAACAAGUCAGGUGAGAAUGACUGGUUGGUGGAAAUCCCCGACAAAGAAUGGAAGAAUGAAGCUCAGGGUGAAAAUAUUCGGACUGCUGGUCGACGUGAUCGUAAGGAACGGGUCAAGAGGAAUGAAAGAAAAAUGAGGGCGAAUGAACGCAGGACUCGGAAAUCUGGCGGAUAAAGACUAGUGCAGAGGAUUGGAAAUCAAAAGCAGUGUAUUUUCAAAUCGCAAGGUUCGGCUGGCGUUUUUGAGUAUGAUUGUUCAAUUUUGUCUUGGAGGUUAUUUACGGCAAUUUAUCAAUGAACAUGGUAUUUGUAUGAAGC
This is a messenger RNA of Talaromyces proteolyticus, 934 nucleotides long. Its product is annotated as putative ribosome biogenesis protein. The coding region runs from base 165 to 791 and encodes 208 amino acids. The transcript is spliced from 4 exons. The record is from RefSeq and is a predicted model, not a curated record. Gene Ontology annotation, biological process: ribosome biogenesis; endonucleolytic cleavage in ITS1 to separate SSU-rRNA from 5.8S rRNA and LSU-rRNA from tricistronic rRNA transcript (SSU-rRNA, 5.8S rRNA, LSU-rRNA); ribosomal large subunit biogenesis. Gene Ontology annotation, cellular component: preribosome, large subunit precursor; nucleolus; nucleus. Lineage: Eukaryota; Fungi; Ascomycota; Eurotiomycetes; Eurotiales; Trichocomaceae. Gene Ontology annotation, molecular function: protein binding.